Ictalurus furcatus (blue catfish) is the source of this 2257-nucleotide messenger RNA. RefSeq names its product hes-related family bHLH transcription factor with YRPW motif 1 (gene hey1). Gene Ontology annotation, biological process: circulatory system development; anterior/posterior pattern specification; Notch signaling pathway. The record is from RefSeq and is a predicted model, not a curated record. The coding region runs from base 265 to 1221 and encodes 318 amino acids. Gene Ontology annotation, cellular component: nucleus. The transcript is spliced from 5 exons. NCBI's taxonomy places the organism in Eukaryota, Metazoa, Chordata, Actinopteri, Siluriformes, Ictaluridae. Gene Ontology annotation, molecular function: protein dimerization activity; DNA-binding transcription factor activity, RNA polymerase II-specific; RNA polymerase II cis-regulatory region sequence-specific DNA binding.
GCUAAGAUUCACUCUAAUUGGUUCUUCGUCGAAAUUAUGCAAAUUACUAAGGCGUGUUUAGAGUGCAGCUUCGGCGAACUGAUCUCCUCCGAACGCGAAGGCGCGCACUGAUUGGCUCUGCUUGGCAACUAGACCCGCCCCUCGCGGCGUGCUGUGGCGUUGAAAUGACACCGUGGGAAAGCCUAGCUGUUCAAACGGACGAAAACCGCAGCAGAUUUACCUGAUACAGCACGGACAAGUCGCACACUCGCUCAGAGCUUCAAAAUGAAGAGAAAUCACGACUUCAGCUCCUCUGACAGCGAGCUUGAUGAGAAUAUUGAAGUGGAGAAGGAGAGCGCCGACGAGAACCUGGGCAUGAGCUCUCCUCUCGGAUCCGUUUCUCCUUCUACAACAUCCCAAGUACAAGCAAGAAAACGUCGCCGAGGGAUCAUUGAAAAGCGGCGUAGAGAUCGCAUCAAUAACAGCCUGUCUGAACUGCGUCGACUUGUUCCCAGCGCUUUUGAGAAACAGGGCUCAGCUAAACUGGAAAAAGCUGAGAUUUUGCAGAUGACUGUGGAUCAUUUGAAGAUGCUUCAUGCAGCUGGUGGCAAAGGUUACUUUGACGCUCAUGCUUUGGCAAUGGAUUAUCGUGGCUUGGGCUUCCGCGAGUGUCUGGCUGAGACAGCCCGAUACCUGAGCAUCAUCGAGGGCCUGGACAACACCGACCCACUCCGCAUUCGCUUGGUGUCCCACUUGAGCAGCUAUGCCACCCAGAGAGAGGCUCACACAGGUCUGGGGCAUCUAGCCUGGGGCUCGGCGUUCAGCACCCCUCACCUGGCACAUCACCUGCUCUUACCACAGCAUCAGCAAGGGGCAUCGGUAUCACGCAAGCCUAGCAGUCCUCCAUCAUCAUCCUCAUCAUCGCCCUCCUCUUCACCGUCAGUACCCUCCUCAGAGCCUCAUGGCUGCAGCAGGUUGACUGUCACAGCGAUCAGCGAGGCAGGACAGAGCAGGCCGAUCAGGGUACCCCCUGCAACAGGCACCAUUCCCCCAGGGCUCACAGCAGCGUCCGCAUCCAAGCUCUCUCCUCCACUUCUCACGUCCCUGUCCAGCCUCUCAGCUUUCCCCUUCCCUCUGAGUGCUUUUCCUCUGCUCUCACCCAGCUCACUGAGUCACGCCACCCCCUCCAGCAGCCUGGGAAAGCCGUAUCGUCCAUGGAGCAUGGAGAUCGGUGCUUUCUGAACUUUUUUUCAGACCAGAAAGACUUUGAAGAACGAUGGGAUUUUGCUGGUCAGGACUCAACAAAGUGGAAAGACAACCCAGGACUAAUGUACCAGAGAAUUAGUUGUGUGUAUGAUUGUGUGUGUGUGUGUGUGUGUUUUUACAGAAUUGAAUUUCCCUCAAAUUUGAGCUAAUCAGGGAUAGGUUCUGCUGGUAGCCAGGUUAACGUCUUAAGGUUUCUGUCAUUAACUUCUGAAACUGUUUUUUUCUUUUUUCUUUUCUUUUUUAGUAAAACAGGGUGCUGUGCUGGUACAAUACCCUGCCUGGAUACUGAAGGAAAGAUAGGUGUUUUGAUGAAAUGGCUGUUUUGGGGCUGAGGUACUGAUACAUUUAACUAGUUGGCACAGAGCGUAAAAACUAGAACCAAGUUUUUAUUAUAAUGAAAAGUAAUAAGUAAUAUCAGUGUGUAGUUCCAAAUGAGAGGCAGAAUAUUGUCCACCCCAUGUCUCGAUAUUUCAAUUAACAUCCAUAUUUCGAAUCGUCAUGUCUCGAGGGUAAAAUAUAAAGCGAUUAUUGUACUCCCUCACACGUUUUGGCAAGAUACCAUUUUUUUUGUAUUAUGUUUGUAUUCGACUUUGUAUUUCUACAAAGUUUAAGAGCUAUGCAAUCGAUCCGUUGUUUUACAAGAUUACAAGAUCUCUAUGGUUUUCGAUCCGGAGCUUUCUUUUGUAUAAAUACAUACAGUAAAAGCUAUGCAACAGAGCCUUUAUCGCAAAAGAAUGACUUUCUUUUUCUUUUGUGACUUGCAACAUUUUUUUCCCCUACAUCUAUUUAUAUGAAAUAUCUUGAACUGUGGUUGCCAGGUUUUGGGGUUCAGUUGCUGUUAAACCCCUUCUUUAAAAAUCAUGACAGCUUUUAACACUGUUUCAGAAUGGACAAUCUCUCAAAAAGUCACUAAAUAAAUAAUGAAAAAUAUCAUUUGUGUGUUUUAGUCAUGUUUCACUGCGUAAUAAAAAACACAACAACACAUGCAGCACAUAUUCACUCAUCAGCAGCC